Eupeodes corollae is the source of this 3071-nucleotide messenger RNA. It is a transcript of the gene Cog3, whose product is annotated as conserved oligomeric Golgi complex subunit 3. The record is from RefSeq and is a predicted model, not a curated record. Lineage: Eukaryota; Metazoa; Arthropoda; Insecta; Diptera; Syrphidae. The coding region runs from base 144 to 2804 and encodes 886 amino acids. Gene Ontology annotation, biological process: intra-Golgi vesicle-mediated transport; intracellular protein transport; Golgi organization. Gene Ontology annotation, cellular component: COG complex; membrane; cis-Golgi network. The transcript is spliced from 9 exons.
GUCACGUUUGCAAAAAAUCUUAUGAAGUUAAGUCAACAAUAAAAUUAACUUUAAAAAUAAAGAAAUAACAAAACAGGACAUACAAAUAAAAUCGGUUUCGUAAAAAAAAAACAUUUGUUGAAGAUUAAUUCAUUUGAUCAAAUAUGGUGGAUAUAGCAUCAGCUCAAAGUGAAAAUGAUAUUCUCCGCAAAAUUCGUUUUCGUUUAUUACAAUGGGAGGCCAAAGACGAUCCCAUAGCCGGACUUUCACAUAAACAAGAAGAAUAUAUGGAAAAACUGUGCUCGAAAUGGAAGAAAAUGCAAGGAGAUCCAACAGAAACUGAUAAAACUUCAUUGAUACCAAUAGCUGACGAAAAAGUACAUGACAGUGUAUGUCCGCUAAGUGAAAUAUUCAAAGAUGUAGGACAAUAUCCUGACAUUAAAAGCACCCAUGAUUUCUUGCUUUGGCACGAUCGGGUAAAAGGUGAAAUUCAUAAACAUGCCCAUAGCUCCUAUGAAAGAUAUUUGCAACAACUGGAAAUUCGAAGCGAGGAAUGUCGAGUUAUGCUCCAACAAGUAGAUACAGCUAUGGAAAUAUUGAGUAACUUAAAUGCGCAGUACGAUUUUGUGUCCCACAAAACAAGUUCUCUUAACUCCGCAAGUCAGCAACUCAUAGAUGAGCAAAAAAAGAUGCAGGAUAUAAACGAAGAAAUCCAGAGACGUCUACAAUUCUUCAACCAAGUGGAAUUCUUAUUUCAACGCAUUCAAAGCCCAACGCUUUCUGUUGCAAGUGAGUCUUUUAGAGAAUGCUUGUCCAGGAUUGACGAUUGCAUUAAAUAUCUAAAGGAAAAUCCGAAAUAUAAAGAUUCUUCAGCAUUUAUCGUCAAGUACAAACAUGUUCUAUCGAAAGCUAUAACGCUUAUUAAAAAUUAUGUAAUGACAGUCAUUUCACAAGCCACACACCAAACCUUAGCUCCCAAAAAUGCUGGGACUCAACUAAAUAAACCAAAUGCCGAGUCUGCUUUUGCACUUUACUAUGGAAAAUAUCAAGCGUCUGCUGUGAAAAUAAAGAGAGUAUCCCAACUAGUUGAAGAUCGCCUCAGCUUUAGUUCGGAAUAUGAACAGCUUUUAUCUGAAAUUCACAAUUGUUAUUUGUCAGAAAGAGCAAAUAUCAUGUCACCGGCGGUCGAAAACGCAAUUCAGGAUUUAAAAUCUACCUACAAAGGAGAUCAGUGCUCGUUGAUGCGUAGUGCCUGUGGUUUUUUGGUCCAUGUAUGUCAGGAUGAACACCGUUUAUUUUUCCAGUACUUUUCAAUUCCAAGCGAUCAGUUAAUGUCCUAUUUGGAAGGCUUGUGUACGAUUCUUUAUGAUACAAUGAGGCCAAUGAUUAUCCAUAUUAACCAUUUAGAAACUCUGGCUGAGAUAUGCAGUAUUCUAAGAAUUGAAAUGAUUGAAGAGCAAGUUCAACAAAAUCCUGAACAAUUGGAAGCUUUCGAUCGAACUGCUAACCAAAUGCUUCAAGAUGUUCAAGAGCGUUUAGUUUUUCGUGCUCAUUUGUAUUUGCAAUCCGAUAUAUUACAUUAUAAUCCCUCAUCAGGAGAUCUUGCUUACCCAGAAAAAUUAGAAAUGAUGGAAAGUAUAGCACUGUCGCUGCAUGAGCCGCACUUGAGGCGAUCAGAUUCCCGAUCAUCCCUUAUAUCAACCACAUCAAACACAGAUAGCGUUGAUACCAACGCAAGAGCAAGAAAUCUAAAUUCACCAGCUGAUCUUCAUGGGAUGUGGUAUCCCACUGUACGAAGAACUCUAGUUUGUUUGUCACGACUGUAUCGGUGUGUUGACAGGCCAAUUUUCCAAGGACUUUCUCAAGAAGCCUUACGACUAUGCAUACAGAGUGUUUCUAAGGCCUCAGGCAAGAUAAGUGCUUCUAAGACAACAAUCGAUGGCGAACUUUUUGAAAUUAAACACUUGCUGAUACUAAGAGAACAAAUAGCUCCUUUUCGUGUAGAUUUUACUGUCAAGGAGACAUCACUUGAUUUUAGCAAAAUAAAGACUGCUGCCUUUGGACUUUUGCAGAAACGCAAACAACUUUUUUCUAUGGGAAGCAAUAACGCCUUACUUGAAUUCCUUCUUGAAGGCACGCCUCAAAUAAAAGAACAUCUCUUAGAUUCUAGAAAAGAAGUCGAUCAACAACUUAAAUCUGCUUGUGAGCUUUUUAUUAAAGACGCUGUGCAUAUGCUUAUUGGACCUCUACUCGUAUUCCUUGAAAAAGCUCAAAAUUUAAUAUCACAAGUAUCGACAGGGGGAAAUAAGGAACAAGCAACACCAACUAAAGUUAAUUACACAUUAAGACAUAGCACUUGGGCAAGUCCACAGCAAAUAAGUAGUAUUAUUCAAGAGACACAAAGACUUGUUAAAGUCAAACUAUGCAAUCUCCAGAGAUCUAUGCAACUUUACCUUAGCAAUCGUGAUACCGAAUUCAUAAUUUUUAGACCCAUUAGAAACAACAUUAUAAGCUCCUUUGUGAAGCUAGAGCAAAUACUUGCAACAAAUGGAUAUUCUCCAGAUGAUAUGACUAUUGCAAGCUGUCCGUCAGCAGAACAGGUAUCGAUACUUUUGUCAAGUGCUAGCAUUCUUGCUGCUGAAGGAAUUGUCAAUUUUUCCGCAGCCAGAAAAAUAAGUACUUCAUCAAAUGAAGGACAUGUUGGGCAAAGGAAAAUAAGCUUAGAAAAAAGAGUGAGCUUUGAGAAUGCUGUUGCUAUGACUCAAGUUCCUGAAGCUUCGGAAAUUGUUUCGGAGAACGUAUCUUUGGAUGAUGGCCAAUGCUGAAUAAGUACCAAGCUUAUGAAGGAAUUAUUUAUUUACACACUAAAUAAAGAAAUUAAUUUGUAAACAAAUAUUAACCUGAUUGAUUGUAUGUCUCGAAAAAAGCAGUCGGCAUUUAAUCUAAUGUUGCAAACAAAAGUAAAAAGCAGACUUUUACUAACACUUGCAUGUUAAACAAACUGAUAAUAAUAUAUAGCUUCGAUAUGUAAAAUAAAAUAUAAGUACAGUUUCAAAGGUUUUUGGUACACUAAUAAAUACAUUUUAAAACUA